Arabidopsis lyrata subsp. lyrata is the source of this 778-nucleotide messenger RNA. RefSeq names its product nicotinamidase 2. The transcript has a single exon. The record is from RefSeq and is a predicted model, not a curated record. The coding region runs from base 6 to 602 and encodes 198 amino acids. Lineage: Eukaryota; Viridiplantae; Streptophyta; Magnoliopsida; Brassicales; Brassicaceae.
CAAAAAUGGCUUCGUCAUCAACGAGAAAGUACGAGACACGAAAGCGAGACCCAAACCCAAAAACCGCAGCUCUUCUCGUUAUCGAUAUGCAGAAUCACUUCUCCUCCAUGGCCAAACCCAUCCUCAACAACGCUCUCACCACCAUCGACAUCUGUCGACGCGCUUCAAUCCCCGUAUUCUUCACGCGCCACAACCACAAAUCCCCAACCGAUCACGGCAUGCUCGGCGAGUGGUGGAACGGCGAUCUCAUCCUCGACGGAACCACCGAUUCCGAAAUCAUCCGGGAGAUCCAGAUACUCACCAAACCAGAAGAGAUCGUGGAGAAGAGCACGUACAGCGCGUUUAACAACACGCGCCUCCAUGAAAAGCUGGGCAAGAUCGGGGUUAAGGAGGUGAUCGUGAUUGGAGUGAUGACGAACCUGUGCUGUGAGACGACGGCGCGUGAAGCGUUUGUUAAAGGGUUUAGGGUUUUUUUCUCGACGGACGCGACUGCGACGGUUAAUGAAGAGCUUCACGAGGCUACACUAAUGAAUCUCGCUUAUGGCUUCGCUUAUCUCGUCGAUUGCGAUAGUCUCCGGCGAGGUCUACUCAGUAAUAUAUAAAUGAUACUUACACCUUUUGUAUUUAGUUUUUAGUUUUUUUUUUUUUGGUGUAGUUAAGUAACAAUAACACGCUUGUUAAUAUCUUUUUCUCUUAGACCAUACACAAUGGCGCAUGUUUAGCUUGGAUGUGAGUAUUUAAAAAAAACAAAUUAAUAGAAUUGAGGGUGAUGAUACAA